Messenger RNA from Agrilus planipennis (emerald ash borer), 1010 nucleotides. RefSeq lists its product as uncharacterized. The transcript is spliced from 3 exons. NCBI's taxonomy places the organism in Eukaryota, Metazoa, Arthropoda, Insecta, Coleoptera, Buprestidae. Bases 537 to 869 code for a protein of 110 amino acids. The record is from RefSeq and is a predicted model, not a curated record.
AAUUUUAUAUAUUUCAUUGAAAGCAUCACAUUAAAAAAUUAUUCAUUUUGAGGAAAUAAUGUGACGUUCAGACAUUCCACACUUUACAGAUUACUUUUUUACAUUAUAAAAUCACUGUUUUGCAUGUUAUGGCAACAACUUUAUUAAUCAUUUUUAUUUCAUAUUUAUAAUGUUGAUAGAUCGAAAUAGGUACAUAACCAUUCCAAUUGACUGAUUAUUCGUAAUUAUAAUUUGUUUUGUCUUUGCUCAUGCACAACCUUGUUUAAAAAUUAAUUUUUACAUAAUAGACUUCUUUCGCUCAACCAUAAACUAUUUAUUUUUAAGGUAAAAUGAGCAAUCAAUGUUCAUAUUUUUAUGCAAAAGUUAAAUCUAACAACGGCUUUUCUGUAAAAUUUGAGUAAAAAACGUUUUCAUUCUCACGAUGUCCGAUUUUCCCCCCUUGAUGUGUAAAUAUUUUUUAAAUGUAUUAAAUAGGUAUCCUCGCGAUUACUUACAUUAUGUUUUAAGGUUUUAUUGAAAAAAAUGUUUGGGUGGGCAUGGAAGAUUACUUUUCAACUUUGGCAAAAGCAUUGCAUUUAGAAGGGGAUGAAGUUUUGGGACCCGCAGUGAAACGAAAAUCGAGAAGAAGACGUCACGGACACUCCAUCAUCCCUCCUCCAGAGGCAGAAUAUGUGCCUAUUAAAAGAAAUGAUCUUGUGGCGUCAAGGGAUAAGCGAGGCAGAAGGACAAUACCCACAGAUUUUACUACAAUUCUCAUUUUUGCUGUACUUAUACUCUUAGUAAUUUUAAAUGUUAUGUUGUAUUAUAAGCUGUGGUCACUGGAGGAGGCGCCUCCUUAUACACUUUUAGAUCUUCACAUUUUGAAGUAGGUCAUAUUUACUUUUACAUAUUUAAAAUUGCUAAAACAGUAUACACAAUUUCAAAACUAUUAAUUGUUUUAAUAGGGAACCCCCCAAUUCCCAUGAAGAGUGGAUUAAACUGUUACAAAAACAAGAAACUCUUCAUACAAU